AUGCAAAGAAUCACCAUCAUCUUUCAAGCGUUCCAUGAUCUUGCUGUUGUUGUCAUACCAGUGCAGAUUACGGUGUCGAGAGUCGAAGGCCAAGAUUCAGUCAAGCAGAGAAUCAACCAAGCAGAGAAUCAAGCAAGCAGAGAAUCAAUCAAGCAGAGAAUCAAGCAAGCAGAGAAUCAAUCAAGCAGAGAAUCAAUCAAGCAGAGAAUCAACCAAGCAGAGAAUCAACCAAGCAGAAUCAAUCAAGCAGAGAAAAUAACUGACAGAGAAACAAUCAAGCAGAGAAUCAAUCAAGCAGAAAUCAAACAGCGAAUCAAUCAAGCAGAGAAUCAAAGAAUCAAUCAAGCAGAGAUCAAGCAAGCAGAGAAUCAAGCAAGCAGAGAAUCAAUCAAGCGAAAUCAAUUAAGCAAAGAAUCAAUCAAGCGGGAAUCAAUUAGACAGGGAAUCAAUCAGAGAAUCAAUCAAGCAGAGAAUCAAUCAAGCAGAGAAUCAAUCAAGCAGUGGAUCAAUCAGAAUCAAUUAAAGGGAAUCAAUCAAUCAGAGAAUCAAUCAAGCAGAGAAUCAAUCAAGCAGAAAAUCAAUCAAAGAGAAUCAAUCAAGCGGAAAUCAAUUAAAGAAUCAAUCAAUCAAGAAUCAAUCAAGCAGUGGAUCAAUCAAGCAGAAUCAAUCAAUCAGAGAAUCAAUCAAGCAGAGAAUCAAUCAAGCAGAGAAUCAAUCAAGCAGAGAAUCAAUCGGAGAAUCAAUCAAGCAGUGGAUCAAAUCAAGCAGAGAAUCAAUCAAGCAGAGAAUCAACCAAGCAGAGAAUCAAUCAAGCAGAGAAUCAAUCAAUCGAGAAUCAAUCAAGCAGAGAAUCAAUCAAGCAGAGAAUCAAUCAAUCAAGAAUCAAUCAAACAGAGAAUCAAUCAACAGAGAAUCAAUCAAUCAGAGAAUCAAUCAAUCAGAGAAUCAACCAAGCAGAGAAUCAAUCAAUCGAGAAAUCAAUCAAUCAGAGAAUCAAUCAAGCAGAGAAUCAAUCAAAGAAUCAAUCAAAGCAGAGAAUCAAUCCAACAGAGAAUCAAUCAAUCAGAGAAUCAAUCAAUCUGA
Messenger RNA from Homarus americanus (American lobster), 1083 nucleotides. RefSeq lists its product as uncharacterized. The transcript is spliced from 5 exons. The coding region runs from base 1 to 1083 and encodes 360 amino acids. The record is from RefSeq and is a predicted model, not a curated record. NCBI's taxonomy places the organism in Eukaryota, Metazoa, Arthropoda, Malacostraca, Decapoda, Nephropidae.